This is a messenger RNA of Yarrowia lipolytica CLIB122, 1818 nucleotides long. RefSeq lists its product as uncharacterized. The record is from RefSeq and is a predicted model, not a curated record. NCBI's taxonomy places the organism in Eukaryota, Fungi, Ascomycota, Dipodascomycetes, Dipodascales.
AUGGAAGAAGAUCCCGGGAUAUGUAAUGGCAACUAUGUCAUGAUCAAGUCCGACAAGCCCAAGGAACACAAACAGCACGUCCAGCGCAGUCCCAUCAAAACCGCAGACUCGGCUCUGUCUCGGGCGCUGCACAAACAGCCGUUCUCGCCCCCGCAGGAACCCCAACAGCCGCUGCCCACACAACAGACCGCAUUAGCAGACACAACGUCGCCCUCGGUGUCGCCUCCGUCGCUGCCCCAGAGCUACUUAGAGCCCGCCUCGCAUGCCACCGCCGCCACGUCGGUCUCCUCGUCCGUCGAACGCAAGGCCCGCUUCAAGCACCACAAGAAGCCCACCGUGUCGGACUCGCCCCGACUGGUCGAGCUGUGCGAGGAGUACAUUUCCAACAAGAACAUUGAUGCUCUCGCCAAGAUCGCCCGGCAACGUGGUCUGCCUCCACACCUGAGACAGAAGGCCUGGCCCAUGCUGCUGGCCGAGCAUCCCUACGUGAUAGAACCCAAUGUGGGACUGCCCGAACCUCGACGACGAACCAACGGAGGGUCCAAGAGCUCUUCCUCGUCCUCCGAGCAAUGCAAGUCAGAAACAGAGAUUCCCAUCCGACGGCUCAAGGGCGACCUGUCGCGUCUGCAGCGAAAGCUCAAGUCCCAGAAGAUGAACAAGCUGGAACUGCAGUACAAACAGCUGCAGAGCAACCCCAGCAGCCAUGUAUCGACUACUCUGUCGGCCCGAAGCACUCCGUUGUCCAUCUCGCCCGUGUCUGCAGCCUCGGAGGGCUCUCUCACCAUGGACCACCUCAACCAGGUGGUUGUGAGUGAGUCACACGACGCUCAGCGGUUCGACAUCUACGAGGACGCCAUCGAGUCUUUCCUCACCAAGUACCACGUAAAAUACGAGUCUGGUCUGGUGUGGGUGGCAGCAGCCGUGGCCGAGUGCGUGGACCCUCUAGAGUGCGACAACUGGAUCCAAGUCUACGAAAACUUCCUCCUUGUGCUCCUUCACACUCCUCAGCGGGACAUUGGCAUCAACGAGAUUGAGGACCGUUUCAGUGGCAAGAACUAUUACAGUGAUGGGGUCACCAGUGAACCUUUCUGUGAGACACCCGCCACCUCGAAUGAGAACCCUGUCACCAACGGUGCUGCAGCAGCAGCUCAGGCAGCAGCAGCAGAGGCAGAGGGCCAGCGGCCCAAGACUGCUCCCGCUUCUACCUCUCCCUCCACACCUUCUUCCCAGAAAAUUGCAUCUCACGUUCUCACCGACUCCAUCUCGCUGUUCUUGUCCGGUUUCCGACGUGGGCUUCCCGAGCUGUCGGCACACUUUGACGAGGAAGACGUGCUUGCAUCGAUCGGAGGAGGCGACGAGUGGCUCAUCUGGUGGAUCAAAUGGAUGGGAGCCAAGACAUGGAACUCGUCUGACCGGGCUCGAGUGUGGGACAUGUACCUGGGCUGGAAGCGAGUCAGCGACAGCCAGUGUCAGAAGAACAUUGCCGAGGAGGCUGCUGCGGCUGCUGCCAACGGCGUUUCUGCACCCGCAAGUCCCUCUUCCGACGCCUCGGAGUCUGACAUUGGCAUGGACCCCUUCUGGUCCCCCAUGAAGCUGGACCGAGUGCAAGAGCCCAACUUGCCCCCCAGAAUCCAGCAUCUGUUCAUCUGCCUGGCCAUGAUCAAGGCCAAGAAGAACACGCUACUGGAGCUGGAGCAGAGCGAGAUUCGAGAGUAUCUCAGCCGGCUGGGCAAGAGCAAGGAUAUCGAGGGCAUUGUCUUGGAGGCCGGCGAAAUCUGGAGAAGUUGGCAGUGGAGUGAGCUGGAAAGCGAGGAAUAG